Salvelinus fontinalis (brook trout) is the source of this 5161-nucleotide messenger RNA. RefSeq names its product fibrous sheath CABYR-binding protein-like. The record is from RefSeq and is a predicted model, not a curated record. Gene Ontology annotation, biological process: anterograde axonal transport. Gene Ontology annotation, cellular component: mitochondrion. The coding region runs from base 303 to 2027 and encodes 574 amino acids. Lineage: Eukaryota; Metazoa; Chordata; Actinopteri; Salmoniformes; Salmonidae. The transcript is spliced from 8 exons.
AAAAUGGAUGCACUCAUAGCAAACGUUCAGGAAAGACAUUCCAAAAACGAAAGACACACAGAUAAAAUAAAAUAUAUGUUUAUGUUUAGGUUCCACGUGCUUGACGUUUGACCGUUUCCCUUGUGCGUGAGAAAAGGGGGAGGUGAAGAACCGUUUGAGAAGACACAUCCAGCGCUGAGCGCAAACUAGAUAGGGCUCUCAUUCGCUCCUCUCACACACGACCAGUUUACGCCAUUCAUUCUGCCCUCCCUUGCUCCGGCACACGCUGCAUUCCUACGGUCGUUUUUGCAUAGCGAGCGGCGAUGUUUCUCUGCAGAGCGGCUUGGCAAAAAUAUGGGCCUUUGGCAAGGAAGGUAGCCCAGCAGUUAUCUAGAGAUGUGUUGCCACGGCGACAAAUGUCGUCAGUCCCCGGUGGUACUGGUGAUAACAUCGUCUACGCCCUGCUGUGUGGCGGGGCCUUCGCUGGAGCCAUCGCAUACACAUACAGCACUGUGACCACAGACCACGCCAGAUUCAACGACCGUGUAGCGGAUAUCAACGCUCGUCCCAAGACCGUGUGGUCGCCCAAACCAUGGCCUCCCAAGAGCAGGGAUGAGGAAGAGGAGGGUGAGGAAGCAGCAGCCUGGGGAGGAGAGGAGGAAGCAGAGGAGGCGGUUGAGGAGGGAGGAGAGGAGGAGGAGGCAGCAGCAGAAGAGGCUGGAGAGGAGUCUGCAGUUGAGGAGGCUGUAGCGGCAGAAAACGGAGCAGAACCCGCGGAAGAGGCCUCAGUCGAGGCAGAAGCAGUGUCCGAGGCAGUCUCUGAAGAACCUGCUGUGGAGGCAGCAGCAGUAGAGGCAGAGGUGACACCAGCGGAAGCGGAGACUGUGGUGGAGGAGAUUGCAGAGGGUGUUGCUGAGGUCGCAGAAGAGGUCGUCGAGGUGGCAAAUGAAGUGGAGGCAGCAGCAGAGGAAGUGGCCGUGGAAGAGGCUGCUGAGGAGGUAGUUGCCGUGGCAGAGCCGGAGGAGGAGAUCAACGUGGAACCAGUCAUUCUGGCAGCAGCCUCUGCUUUGGAGGUGACCACAGUCGCUGAAGUGGUCAAAGAAGUGAUUGUGCCUAUUGUAGAAGAAGUCGAAGAGGCCGCCCCAGUGGAGGCCGCCCCAGCUGCAGUGGAGGCCGCCCCAGCUGCAGUGGAGGCCGCCUCAGCUGCAGUGGAGGAGGCCCCAGCUGCAGUGGAGGAGGCCGCAGCUGCAGUGGAGGAGGCCCCAGCUGCAGUGGAGGAGGCAACAGCUGCCCCACUUGAGGCUGCACCCGUAGAAGAGGCCCCAGCUGCAGUGGAGGAGGCCACAGCUGCAGUGGAGGAGGCCACAGCUGCAGUGGAGGAGGCAACAGCUGUGCCACUUGAGGCUGCACCCAUAGAAGAGGCCCCAGCUGCAGUGGAGGAGGCCCCAGCUGCAGUGGAGGAGGUCCCAGCUGCAGUGAAGGAGCCCUCAGCUGCCCCACUUGAAGCUGCACCCAUAGAAGAUGCCCCGGCUGCAGUGGAGGAGGCCCCGGCUACAGUGGAGGAGGCCCCGGCUACAGUGGAGGAGGCCCCGGCUGCAGUGGAGGAGGCCCCGGCUGCAGUGGAGGAGGCCCCGGCUGCAGUGGAGGAGGCUGCAGUGGAGGAGGCCCCAGCUGCCCCACUUGAGGCCACACCUGUAGAAGAGGCCCCAACCGUAGAAGAGGCCCCACCUGAGGUGGAGGAGGCUGCAGUGGAGGAGGUCCCAGCUGCCCCACCCGUAGAAGAGGCCCCACCCGUAGAAGUGGCUGCGGUGGAAGAGGCUGUGAUGGAAGAGGCCCCAGCUGCAGUGGAGGCUGCCCCAGUUGUGGUGGUGGCACCUGUGGAGGCGCCCAAGAAGGAGUACAUUGUAGUAGUGCUGGAGGGAGCAGCCAAGACUGAAAAGAGGCCCAAAGUCCUGGGGGUCGGCCCCAUGACCGGCAGGAUCAUCCCAUCUCCAGAUGAUGAUGAGGCCCCUGCUGCUGAGGUAACAGGGCAAGCGACGGCUGCUUAGGAUGCAGAUGCAGUAGAACCACCUGACAGUAAGCACUUGGAGCCCCUGGAUGAUAUAUAGUUUCUCUACCCUGAGGGAGAAGAGGGGAUGUGCCUUCCCUAACCCCUCCACACACUUUGACCUUUGACCCUUGACCCUUGAUAUUGAAUAUUGAUCUGUAGUAUAAAACUUGUCUUCCCGUCUUGAUCUAGGGAAUUAUCUGUGUAUAUAUUCAGAUAAUGCCUGCUUUAUGGAAAAAUACAUGAUCUGGUAUAUUUUUCUAGAUGUACAACACCCCCCAAAAAUACCCCUCCCCCCAAAAAAGUCCCCCUCCGUCACACCGGGCAAGCUAAAUUAUAAUAAUCUGGGAAUAUUUGGCCAUGUAAACUUUCCUGGUUGACGUCAGGAGAAUGUAACUGUUUGCCAAAGUUACACAAGUUUGCCAAAAUACCUUAGACUAACUAUUGGACUGAAAUAGUUAUAUAUUAACUUACUUUUGUAGCUCUCCAUUAGAAGCUCGCUGGAACUGGGCCCGGCAGAAUUUGACCCAAUGUGAUUGGUUGACGAUAUGACACAUUGGCUCGCUAGCCUAUACCCUACGUUUUGUCGGGCUGGAAUGCAAUCAAUGUCUAUUCUGAUCAAAUGAAUGGGAACUCUAAAUUGAAAUACGCAGUGGUGGAAAAAGUACUACAUUUUAAUACUUGAGUUAAAGUAAAGAUGCCUUAAUAGAAAAUGACUCAAGUAAAAGUGAAAGUCACCCAGUAAAAUACUACUUGAGUAAAAUUAUUUUUUUAAAUGUUUUUAAAUAUAUUUAAGUAUCAAAUAUAAUUGCUAAAAUGUAUCUAAAGUAAAAGUAUAAAUCAUUUCAAAUUCCUUAUUAAGCAAAUCAGACAGCACCAUUUUCGUGAUAUCCAAUUGGAAUUUACAGUCUUGUCCCAUCGCUGCAACUCCCGUACGGCCUCGGGAGAGGCGAAGGUCGAGAGCCAUGCGUCCUCUGAAACAAGACCCUGCCAAGCCGCACUGCUUCUUGACACCGCACUGCUUCUGUAAAACAGCCUGGGAUCGAACCCAGGUCUGUAGUGACGCCUCAAGCACUGCUAUGCAGUGCCUUAGACCGCUGCACCACUUGGGAGGGCCAGACAGCACAAUUUAAAUAAAAUAUUAUAAUAAUUACGGAUAGCCAAGAGCACACUCUAACACCGACAUAAUUUACAAACAAAGCAUUUGUGUUUAGUGAGUCCACCAGAUCUGAGGCAGUAGGGAUGACCACGAAUGUUCUCUUAAUAAGUGCGUGAAUUGGACCAUUUUCCUGCCCUAAGCAUUCAAAAUGAAACACGUACUUUUGGGUGUCAGGGCAAAUGUAUGGUGUAUAAAGUACAAAAAAUAUACUUAAGUAGUACUUUAAAGUAUUUUUACUUAGGUACUUUACACCACUGGAAAAACAGAAGAAAUUAACAUUUUUUGUGACUAAGUCAGGACACCUAAAAAGUGGCUGAAAACGGGACUGUCCCGUGAAAAAACGGGACAUAUGGUCACCCUAACACACAGGGUCAACCUACUAGACUACAAUGUUAAUCACAAUUAACUUUGAACCCCGGUAGGCCUACACAAAUGAACACAUACAGGCUUCAGAUAAGUACAUGUGAUCGAAUAUCUACUUCAAUAGGGUAAAAUAACAAUAGACUACAUCACCAAUACUCAAAUGAUCAUUAUUUUCUCCUUAUAGGGGAGCUCCCCUGUAAUUUGCACCGUGGUCAUGCCCUUGACUAUCCUCCCCAUGCCCUUGUUUACUUCACCUAAGAAACUUCACACUAGAUUCACUCCAAUGGUGUUUCUUGAUUCAUCUUCAUCCAAUGCAAUACUACACAUCUGAUGCUUAGCCACCAAAAGUCAACCACUAAUUGCUUCAGGACUGGGCAGGACAAGGCGUGGUUUUGGUGUGACCAGCAUUCUUUAACUAUCCUCAGGUUUUUCCUCGUUGAGCCGAUUCCAAUGUGAACAUAAGUAUUUAACUCUCAAAGACAUUGUGAUUGGAGACUCUCUAUUUCUGAGUCACUGGCUUGUUUUUGGGAGACGAGACACAGUAGACUACCUCGGUAGUCCUCCUCUUUUCCUCCAGCUGGUGAUCCACAGACCUUUUAUUAAUGCAGUCGGAGUAUUAAAGUUGAACAAACCUUCUCAGUUGCAAGACAGACAUGGGAUUCUUUUUGGGAAAUGAGCAUUAUGAGAGUCGGUCAGGUUUUUACAUUCAGUGUCGCUUAAGCUUGACUCUAGCAUAUUUCAUGAUAUCGCUAUUCAGCUAUAUUUCACAAGGCAGACAUUUUUGUCUCUUUACUUUCUCCCACACCCUCUGUUGUAGAGUUUUUCUCUCUGUUCCACACCAUGGCUAUAGAAUACACAGCUGUUAGAUAGACAAGUCAUUUAAUGGUGACCCUCUAUAGCUUAUUGUGAAGCUGUAUCUGAAAUAGAAAAAAGCAAUUUUUUGAGUGUAUAAUAUGGUUUCCGAGUCUGGUAUAAACAGUCGUGUGUUGUUGUUAUCAUAUGAAAGUUGCAUUUUUACUCAAGUCAGGCUUGUGUGGUUGCAUAAGUUAAUUCAGCGCUCGAUGGCUCAGUAAAGUGUGUUGAUAUGGUUUUGUCUGCUUUUCAAAUGGUAUGACUUAUUCGUUUGUGUUAGAAUCAUGAAUAAAUGUUACUUUGUCAAAACCAGUUAAAAUAAUCGGUAGGCCAAUACAAGGCUCUCACUGUACUCUACAGAUUAGUUGUAGAACUAGUUCUUCUCACUUUAUAUAUUGGAGUUCUUGCAAUGUUUAGGCAUAUUUGAAAAGGGACUGAGACCAUUGAUAAGUGAAUGUAAGCUUAUUCCUAAUUAAGGAGUGGGAUAAUUCAAUUUGUCUGUCCUAAUGUUUGCAGGCACUUUUUGUAUGGGAUAUAUACAGUACCAAUCAAAAGUUUGGACACACCUACUCAUUCCAGUUUUUUAUUUUAUUUGUACAAUUGUUUUACAUUGUAGGAUAAUAGUGAAGACAUCAACUGUGAAAUAACACAUAUGGAAUCAUGUAGUAAUCAAAUAAGUGUUAAACAAAUCAAAAUAUAUGUUAUAUUUGAGAAUCUUCAAAGUAGCCACCUUUUGCCUUGACAGCUUUGCACACUCUUGG